Molecule: messenger RNA, 1180 nt
Organism: Ogataea polymorpha
Lineage: Eukaryota; Fungi; Ascomycota; Pichiomycetes; Pichiales; Pichiaceae
Exons: 1
Coding region: 1-621 (206 amino acids)
Biological process (GO): mRNA processing
Source: RefSeq, a predicted model, not a curated record
AUGUCGUCUGAGACAGAAUCAUCUGCUUCUCCUCAUGAGGAGAUAAUAUUUGAUUAUCUACCAUAUAUUGAUCAGGAGCCUUCCAACGAUGUUUUAGCGGUGGUGGACGACCUGAUUCAGGAAGAAUUAAUGAAUUUCAACUUGCAUCAGUUGCAUCCGAUGUUGCGCAACGAUUCUUCGGAUCUGGACAGCGAGUCCCGGAGUUUACCAAUUACCAACGAAGGCAUUGGAGGGAUCAGUCUUUCAAGCUACAGCAACCUGCUGAACGAGUACAACGAACCAGACAUCGACAAGAUGAAGACGGCGCUCUCAUAUACUCAGCUACGGUACAGGACCCUCCUACUCAACAGUCAGGAGAGUGCACAGGAGAUCAACAAAAACAAGUGGAUGACGCAUUUGGACAAUUUGAAGCAGCACCAAGAAGUACUAGAGCGCGCUAUUGAACGAAAGAGACGACACAAGGACGAAAUUAACGAGGAACGGAAACGGCAAUGCACAGACUUUGAGCCUAUGAACGAAUACCUGGGAACAAGAUGGACUGAGAAAAUGGAAGAGCUGAUCGACAUUGGUGUCGAGGCUGCUCUUCAGGAAUUGGAGAACCAAAUAAAGUUCGAUGAAUAACGACUGGGAAGGCAUUACUGCUACGCUCGCAUUAAUAUCUUAUGACAAUUAUCGAGUAUGUAUCUAAGGAAGAACAUCAGCAUCGUACUUGGCUUUAAACCAAGCAAUGGUGUCCUCCUUGGAGCACUUGUGAGAAACACCAACCUUACCCUUAGCUCUCUUUCUUCUGGCAACUCUGAAACCAGCUCUGCCCAUCACGACGUAGAAGUCCAUACCGUAAAUUCCAAUACCUGGGUCGUACUUAAUACCCAAGUCGAUGUGUUCUUGAAUACCGAAACCGAAGUUACCAGUCUCGGAGAAAUUCUUUUCUCUCAGUUGGUACUCCUUCACCUUCAGUCCUCUCUCCAAAAUCUCCUCUGCCUUUGGUCCUCUGACGGUGACGUGGACAGCGAUCUUUUCGUUUCUUCUGAUACCAAAAGUUCUAACGGUGUAUCUGGCUUUGCUCUGCACUGGGGUCUGACCAGACAGCUGCUCCAACACUUUAGAAGCUCUGGUCAAUCUGUCACCAGACUCACCAACACAGAUGUUGAGAACCAGCUUCUCAAUCUUGAGUUCUCUC